CUGUGGCAGCUGUUGCAAAAAAAGGCGGUCGAGUAAAAAUAAACCUUGAAAACUCUUUUAAUGUCUAAAUGCGUACAAGUUUAAGGCAUUAAAUAACGCCAUGAACAACACCAAAGUGCCCCCCGAAUGGAAGAGGCGUGUCAAGUCGGAAUAUAUCAAAAUCAGGCAGCAGAAGCGGUACAAACGCGCCGACGAGAUCAAGGAGGCGUGGAUAAAGAACUGGGACGAGCACAACCACAAUGUGCAGGAUCUGUAUUGCGAAUCGAAAGUUUGGCAGGCUAAACCUUACGAUCCGCCACAUGUUGACUGUGUGAAGCGAGCGGAAGUGACCAGCUACAAUGGCAUUCCUAGUGGUCCGCAAAAAGUUCCCAUUUGCGUGAUUAACGCAGUGACUCCUAUACCCACAAUGUACACAUGGGCGCCCACUCAGCAGAACUUCAUGGUCGAGGACGAGACGGUUCUGCAUAAUAUUCCCUACAUGGGCGACGAGGUCCUCGAUAAGGACGGCAAGUUCAUCGAGGAACUGAUCAAGAACUACGAUGGCAAGGUUCAUGGGGACAAGGAUCCCUCGUUCAUGGAUGAUGCAAUUUUUGUGGAACUGGUUCAUGCCCUAAUGCGUUCCCACAGCAAAGAAUUGGAGGAAUCCACCCCAGGUACCUCGACUUCUGUUAAGACAGAGACAACUACAAAAGCUAAGGAAGACGAUGAUAAUGGAGAAGAGGAUGCGGAUCGAGAAACUCUCAAAAAACUGGUGAAAACCGAGAGCAAAACAGAUCUUUCUGAGGAGGAGAAGAAGGAAAAGGAGGAACUGGAGGGAGCUGAAGGCGCCGAUAUCAAACCCGUCGUGCCAGAAGUCAAGGACAAGCUGCCCUUUCCGGCUCCUAUUAUUUUUCAGGCCAUCAGUGCCAAUUUCCCAGACAAAGGCACUGCCCAAGAGCUUAAAGAGAAGUACAUUGAGCUGACCGAGCACCAGGAUCCGGAGCGUCCCCAGGAGUGCACGCCCAACAUAGAUGGCAUCAAGGCCGAGAGUGUUUCCCGCGAAAGGACCAUGCACUCCUUCCACACGCUGUUCUGUCGGCGUUGUUUCAAAUAUGAUUGCUUCCUACACCGUCACCAUGUGCAGGGCUUGCAGGGACAUGCAGGUCCCAAUCUGCAGAAGCGUCGCUAUCCGGAGCUCAAGACUUUUGCCGAACCCUGCGGCAACUCUUGCUACAUGUUGAUUGAUGGCAUGAAAGAAAAGCUAGCAGCUGAUAGCAAAACACCACCUAUAGAUUCCUGCAACGAAGCCAGCUCGGAGGACAGUAACGACAGCAAUAGUCAGUUUAGCAACAAGGACUUUAGCCACGAGAACAGCAAGGAUAAUGGACUGACUGUAAAUAGCGCUGCUGUGGCCGAGAUCAACUCAAUUAUGGCUGGCAUGAUGAACAUAACCAGUACGCAGUGCGUCUGGACUGGCGCUGAUCAAGCUCUCUAUCGUGUUUUGCACAAAGUUUAUUUAAAGAACUACUGCGCGAUUGCCCACAACAUGCUAACAAAGACCUGCCGUCAAGUAUAUGAGUUUGCUCAGAAGGAAGAUGCCGAGUUUAGUUUCGAGGAUCUGCGCCAAGAUUUCACGCCACCGCGCAAGAAGAAGAAGAAGCAACGUCUGUGGUCGCUCCACUGCCGAAAGAUUCAACUGAAGAAGGAUUCGUCUUCGAACCAUGUUUACAAUUACACGCCGUGCGACCAUCCAGGACAUCCCUGCGAUAUGAAUUGUUCCUGCAUCCAGACGCAAAACUUUUGUGAGAAGUUCUGCAACUGCAGCAGCGAUUGCCAAAAUCGCUUUCCAGGAUGCCGCUGCAAGGCGCAGUGCAAUACGAAGCAAUGCCCAUGUUACCUGGCGGUUCGCGAGUGCGAUCCUGAUCUUUGCCAGGCUUGUGGAGCGGAUCAGUUUAAGCUGACAAAGAUCACGUGCAAGAAUGUGUGCGUGCAGCGGGGACUGCACAAACAUUUGCUUAUGGCACCCUCUGACAUUGCCGGCUGGGGAAUCUUCCUUAAGGAGGGCGCCCAAAAGAAUGAGUUUAUCUCGGAAUAUUGUGGAGAAAUAAUUUCUCAAGACGAAGCCGAUCGCCGCGGCAAAGUGUAUGACAAGUACAUGUGCUCGUUCCUUUUUAAUCUGAACAAUGAUUUCGUUGUGGACGCCACCCGAAAGGGCAACAAGAUCAGAUUUGCUAACCAUUCCAUUAAUCCCAACUGUUAUGCCAAGGUGAUGAUGGUCACCGGCGAUCAUCGUAUCGGAAUCUUUGCCAAGCGGGCCAUUCAACCCGGCGAAGAGCUCUUCUUUGACUACAGAUACGGACCCACAGAACAAUUAAAGUUCGUGGGCAUUGAGCGUGAGAUGGAAAUUGUUUAAUAAAAAGACUACUUAUGAAUCUAUUAUCAUAAAAAGCGAAUAAAACUAUAUUUUUAAAACACA
Molecule: messenger RNA, 2455 nt
Organism: Drosophila ficusphila
Lineage: Eukaryota; Metazoa; Arthropoda; Insecta; Diptera; Drosophilidae
Gene: E(z)
Product: histone-lysine N-methyltransferase E(z)
Biological process (GO): chromatin remodeling
Molecular function (GO): protein binding; histone H3K27 methyltransferase activity
Source: RefSeq, a predicted model, not a curated record